AUGUGCAGUUCUGCAGUCACGCUGUCCUAUAGACACAGACCACCCCAAGGGGUGUGGACGUGGGGGGUGCCUGCGGGGGUGCCCGCCACACCCCCCAACCUGCUUCAGCCCAGAGCUGCUGGGCUCGUCUUCAGUGACUCAGUUUGCAGCUGGAAUUGCAGGCAGGGUAUUCUGGCGGCCCCCUGGGGCCCCAACGUGGGCCUCCUCCCUCUUCGCCACCUUUGCACUCAUGAAAGGUCACUAAAGAUGAGGGAGCUGAAGAAGACUAUUGGUGCUUUUGCUAACAUGUUUCUGUCUUACUGGUUGAUGUGA
This is a messenger RNA of Rangifer tarandus platyrhynchus (Svalbard reindeer), 312 nucleotides long. The record is from the annotation of a GenBank genome assembly. Lineage: Eukaryota; Metazoa; Chordata; Mammalia; Artiodactyla; Cervidae.